GCGAUAAGGCAGUGGCUAUAUUAGUGUCUUCAUUGCGGAGACACGCAUGCCGCAGUGGGGGCUCGGGAUGGCCCCUGGCAUCCCCAGACUCUGUUCCCGUUCGGGCAUUUGCUGUGGGUAGCCAACCCGGACACGAUGCGACAGCCGGUGAUAAGGCAAGAUAAGGUAACGGUGACAGCCCGGUCCCGGCCGUGAGCGGCGUCGGCAGGUGAAUCGCAGAUCGAUGUUAUAUACCUUGGACAAUGCCUGCACUGCCGUCCAUCUUCCUUCCGAUCUCAUGACCGUACAGAUUCCAUCUCCUCUAGCCCUCCCAGUACCCAUUGGCCUGGCACACCUACGAUGGAAGCGGUGGAACACUCUGAUCACAGUCCGGCCCUAGGCCAGGGAGUCGGCUAUGGCAUCGUCCUGGGCCUUGGAGGCGUCUUCGCCCUGGGCAUGAUACUUGUCACCUUCAUCCUGCGCCGAUACAACCGUGAGCUCCAGACAUCCGAGAUGUUCAACACGGCUGGCCGCACCGUCAAAUCUGGUCUGGUCGCGGCAGCAGUGGUCUCGUCGUGGACCUGGGCGGCAACGCUGCUGCAGAGCACCGGCGUCUGCUACCGGUAUGGCGUCUCGGGCCCGUUCUGGUACGCGUCCGGCGCCACCGUCCAGAUCCUGCUGUUCGCCACGCUUGCCAUCGAGCUCAAGAGACGUGCACCCAACGCCCACACCUACCUCGAGAUCAUCAAGGCGCGAUACGGCACCUUUGCGCACAUCGUGUUCCUGGUCUUUGGGCUGGCGACCAACAUCCUGGUGUCUCUCAUGCUGAUCGUCGGCGGCUCGGCCACGGUCAAUGCCCUGACGGGCAUGCACACCAUAGCUGCGAUCUACCUCCUCCCGGUCGGCGUCGUCGCGUACACCCUCGUGGGCGGCCUGAAGGCGACCAUCCUGACGGACUGGGCACACACCUUCAUCUUGCUGAUCAUCAUCAUCGUCUUUUCGCUGACCGCAUAUGCUUCCCACGAUGUCCUGGGAUCGCCGGGUGCUGUCUAUGAUCUGUUGGUGCAGGCAGCAGCCCGGCACCCCGUCGAGGGCAACAAGGAUGGCAGUUAUCUUACCAUGCAGUCGCGCGAGGGCGCCAUCUUCUUUGUGAUCAACAUCGUUGGCAACUUCGGGACUGUGUUCCUCGACAACGGGUACUACAACAAGGCUAUCGCCGCGUCCCCGGUGCACGCGCUCCCGGGAUACAUCAUCGGCGGGCUGUGCUGGUUCGCCAUCCCGUGGUUGACAGCGACCACGAUGGGCCUGGCGGCGCUGGCCAUGGAAAACACGCCCUGGUUCCCCACCUUCCCCGACCGCAUGAGCGACGCCGACGUGAGUGCGGGGCUGGUGCUCCCCUACGCGGCCGUGGCGCUGCUCGGCAAGGGCGGCGCCGUGGGGACGCUGCUGAUCGUCUUCAUGGCCGUCACCAGCGCCACGUCGAGCCAGCUGAUCGCCGUCAGCACCAUCUGCACCUACGACCUUUACCGCACCUACUUCAACCCGGCCGCCAGCGGGCGCCGCCUCAUCUACAUGAGCCACGCCGUCGUGGUCGGCUACGGCAUCUUCAUUGCCACCUUCUCGGUCGGGCUGUGGUACGCCGGAAUCUCGAUGGGCUACUUGUACCUGAUGAUGGGUGUCAUCAUCUCGGCCGCCGUUCUCCCCGCCACGCUCACCUUGAUCUGGGCGGGCCAGAACAAGUGGGCCGCCUCCCUCUCGCCGAUCCUGGGCCUCGCCUGCGCGCUGAUCGCCUGGCUGGUGACGGCCAAACGCGAGUGCGGCAACCUGGGCGUCGAGUGCACGGGCUCCAACAACCCGAUGCUGGCGGGCAACGUGACCGCGCUGCUGGCGCCCAUCCCGCUGAUCGCCAUCUUCACACUAAUCUUCGGACUUGAUAAGUACGACUGGAAGUCGAUGAUGGCCAUCCGCCGCGGCGACGACCACGACAUCGCUGUCUCCGCGGGGCUCGAUGAUAUCGAGGAGAUACCCGGGCAGCAGCAGAAUACAGAGAGCAACGGCAGCGGUAGCGGUAGUGCAGCGUUCGAGGAAGAACAAAAGAAACUAGCUCGCGCAGGCAAGAUCAGCAAGACCGCCACGGUGGUGCUGACGCUUGCCUUCUUGGUGCUAUGGCCCAUGCCCAUGUAUGGGUCGGGUUAUAUUUUCAGCAAGCCGUUCUUCACCGGGUGGGUGACGGUCGGCAUCAUCUGGAUCUUCUGCUCGUUUAUUGGCGUCGGCUUGUUCCCUGUCUUUGAGAGCCGUGCUACGCUAGUGCGGACGGUCCGGAAUAUUUAUCGGGAUCUUACGGGUCGGUCGCAUCCCAGGACUAUCAAUGCGCAGCAGCUCGUUGGUGGGGAGGGGAGCAAGGCGCCUACGCCGGGGGAUGCGACGCCGACUAAUGAGAAGAAAGGGGGGAAGGAGGUUGUUGGGGCGGCGUAGUGGCCACCAUGCAUACCUACCUACUUUUAGUGUGGAGGGUUGUUUGAAUGCGAGAGGAUGGGGAGAGCACCGGCCAACUCGAGAAGGAGAUGGCCUAAUGUUUGGACAGAUAUUGAUACCCAUUUAGGCAGGAGGG
Molecule: messenger RNA, 2590 nt
Organism: Chaetomium strumarium
Lineage: Eukaryota; Fungi; Ascomycota; Sordariomycetes; Sordariales; Chaetomiaceae
Product: Sodium:solute symporter family-domain-containing protein
Exons: 4
Coding region: 340-2454 (704 amino acids)
Biological process (GO): putrescine transport; spermidine transport; urea transmembrane transport
Cellular component (GO): plasma membrane
Molecular function (GO): putrescine transmembrane transporter activity; spermidine transmembrane transporter activity; urea transmembrane transporter activity
Source: RefSeq, a predicted model, not a curated record